Messenger RNA from Candida albicans SC5314, 2553 nucleotides. It is a transcript of the gene NUP159, whose product is annotated as FG-nucleoporin. The coding region runs from base 1 to 2553 and encodes 850 amino acids. NCBI's taxonomy places the organism in Eukaryota, Fungi, Ascomycota, Pichiomycetes, Serinales, Debaryomycetaceae. Gene Ontology annotation, molecular function: protein binding. The record is from RefSeq and is a predicted model, not a curated record. The transcript has a single exon.
AUGUCAAUUGAAGAAGAAAUAUCAGAAGACUUGGGGUUCAAACUCGACAUCAAGGAUAAUGGCAUUCCACUUUUUGAGCCAUUGGAUUUGCAAAAUUUAGCAACAAAGCACUUGAAAUUGUUGGCCAUACACGAUGAUUUGAUGGUGGCAUCAAAUAGCAAAUGUAUAAAAGUUGUAUCAUUAAAGGACCUAGACGACAUAACCACUAUUGAAGGGGAAUUUAGUAUUACCCAAUUGCAUUUUGUUGGAAACGAAUUGUUUGUUCUUGACGACUCUAAAAUAAAAUCGUUGACGGUAGAACAACUCAAGAAUAAGGACUACAGUUUUCGUACCAUCAGAGAAGGGUUCGUCGAUAUACUUCCAUCGCCAUCUGGGAUAUUGGCACUAAACACAAACAACGAGUUGUACCUCAAUGCAGAUAAGGUUGCUUCCAAUGUCUCGGCGUUCUGUUGGACAUCGUCGCUGUACAUUUAUGCCUCAAAAGAUAAGCCAUACCAUAUCAAUAACAAAAAAAUCAAAGUCAAAGACGUUGACGAACUUUGUAUUGUUGAGAUGUUUGCCAUAAAUGAAAAGUACUUGUUUGUUGCUUACGAUACGGUAGAUGCCGAGUUGGAUUACCACGAUGUCAAAUCAUAUAUUUUGGAGGAAACAGAUAAUGACUAUACUGCAUUAGAAGCUGAUAUCGCCCCAGCAUUUGGGUCUGUUGCUAGAGCCGUGACUUAUUAUCAUGCACAAUUGUCGGACUGGUAUAAAUCAAACAAGUUUGUGCUCCUUACCUCGUCGUUGGCCAUAGAUUUAGGAAUAUUGGACACCACUAAAGGACAAACACCAAAGAUAAUUGCACAAUCGGAAGAUAUCAACCGUGCACAAUUUCCUAUUGACGACGAAUCAGGUGACGAUUGCUCGCCAGUUGGGUUUGGUGUAUCCUUAAACGAACUAACUUCGAAAGUUCUUGAACCGUGUCCAGGCGCUGACGAGGUUACUGGAGUUUUGCCUAGAAUAUACACCUUGCUUCAUACAGGUAACUUGAUUUCAUGGUGGGUUUUCCAUAAGUCAGCAAUCCUAAAAAAAGAAUUGUCUUUAGAGAACGCAAUCAAGGCAUCAUCUACUCAAACCAAAGAGGUAUCAAAUGAACCUGCUCAAACAAAGAGUAACCCAUUUGGUAACACCCCAUCAAGUGUUUUUAGUGCGCCAGCUAGCAAAUCUGCAUUUGGUCAAACUGGGUUUGGUGGGUCGGAAGCCAGCUCUGGGUUUGGAACUACAGGACUUGGACAGAAACCCGAAGCUACCUCCGCGUUUGGAACUACAGGACUUGGACAAAAAGUUGAAUCAAAAUCUGGUUCUGGUAACUCUGCUGUCAUACAAAAUCCCCAAGCUACCUCUGCGUUCGGAACUACAGGAUUUGGUCAGAAGCCUCAAGCUACCUCCGCGUUUGGAACAACAGGAUUUGGGCAAAAAGCCCAAACAAAUUCUGCAUUUGGCAGCUCUGGCUUUGCACAAAAACCUCAAGCAAGCUCUGCAUUUGCCCAGUCAAGUGGAAGUCCUUUUUCUGGAUUCGCAAAGUCAGGAUCAACAAGCUCAGGAUUUGCCAAACUUGGAUCGGGUGGUCCUUCAAUUUUCGGCGACAAGACCUCGUCUCCAGUUUCUACCCCGUUAGCUGAUGAAUCAAAGGAACUGGAAGAAGAAAGUGAAAUAUCAUUACCCGAAGAAAGUGAUUACAGCGAUGAAGAGGAAUUGGCUACAGAUGAUGCAAACACAUCCAAGGAUUUGGAAGAGGUAGAAGGAGAAAAUGUUACAGAAACUCAAGAGGAGAAAGUGGAGACAGAAAUCCCACCCCCUACCGAUCCAAAGCCAGUACAGUUUUCUUUCUUUAGUGGCUUCACCAGGAUUUCCAAGCCAAGUUCUAACGAAAUCAAAAACAAGAUCAUUAACAUAAUUGAAAGCACAGAAGGUAACUUACAAGUUAUGGAUGCAAACAGAAACCAAUUGGGAGACUUUAUCGGCCAACACGAAAAAAUCGACAAGGGCAUAGAUAGUCUUAAAUUCGCCGAGGCAAGGGUUCCACUCCGUGAUACCACCGAGACUUUAAAACGAGAAUUAUUAGAGCUAACCAACUUAUCUACAAAAAUUCAAAAAUGUUUUGGCGAAAAAGUGAAACUCGACCGUCUUUACAGUCAAUUGGCAUUGGCAGCAGACCAAAACUCUGCCAACAAAGAUGUCCUCAAAUCCCGGCCAUUGGAUUUCAAAAACGAUUUGAUGCAAACAAAAUUGCGUGAAAAACUAAACAACGUGAGAAGCUUAGAAAAGAAAGUGUUGGCGUUGUUGAUGCCAAUAAAAGCAAAGAAUUCAAUGGAUGAUCAAACAAUCGACAACAUUGAAAGAAUUGUAUUUCAAAUCAAUGAACAGAUUUUGGAUCACUCAGUAGGUAUUGACGAUUUGGCAACACAAAUGGGAGAGUUAGACAUUGAAGGUGACAAGAAGGUUGACGUGUUGUCAAAUUGUUCAAAGUUAAAGUUGAGGCAGAAAUUAAGACAAAAGUCAAUUAUGUUUUAG